Candoia aspera is the source of this 3692-nucleotide messenger RNA. It is a transcript of the gene NDUFAF3, whose product is annotated as NADH:ubiquinone oxidoreductase complex assembly factor 3. The record is from RefSeq and is a predicted model, not a curated record. Bases 16 to 615 code for a protein of 199 amino acids. Gene Ontology annotation, cellular component: mitochondrial inner membrane. Lineage: Eukaryota; Metazoa; Chordata; Lepidosauria; Squamata; Candoiidae. The transcript is spliced from 4 exons. Gene Ontology annotation, biological process: mitochondrial respiratory chain complex I assembly.
UGGGGGCAGCCCCAGAUGGCAGCCCCUCAGGGUUCCUUUUGGUUAGAGAGGUUCGUGUAUCAGGAGGUAAGAUUUAAGUGCAAGCCUGUUAACUGGUAUUUUGACUUACUGGUCAGGCCAGCUGCCAUUAUCUCAUGUUCUCUCUGUCUUUUCACUUUCAGGCAGCCUCAGCGAAGUCAUCGCCUCACACCUUCUGAUGAUGAGCUCCUCCAGAAAACUACAGUCCAUCAUUUGGAAAGAGACUCGCCAAACAUCCUAUUUAUUGAAGGUUACACUAGUCAUGGUUUCACCAUCAAUGGGAACAUGGUGAUAGGCCCUUGUGCUAUUUUGCCACAAGCUAUCCUGCAAUGGAAUGUCGGCACACAUAAAGACAUUAUUCCGGAGAGCCUCGCUCUGUUCCACAUGCUGGAGCCCAAGAUAGAAAUCGUGGUCCUGGGAACGGGAGCGAGAGUAGAAAGGCUGGAUCCUGCUGUCCUGAAAUGUUUGCAGCAACGUGGGAUUGCUGUGGAAGUACAAAACACGCCUAAUGCUUGUGCCACCUUCAACUUCCUGGUAAGCGAGCGACGUGUGACAGCUGCUGGACUCAUACCUCCUCCUGCUUUCGUGUCUGAAUAAGCCUUGAAGGGUAAGAUGAGAUGGGGGCAUUCUGAGCAGGCCAGAGAAAGGGACUCUGCUGUCAUGCCUGCCAGCCCCUUCGAGGUUCUGCCAGCUCCUUCCCCUAGUCGCAUCCAAGCCGUAGCAGCAGGACGUCAAAAAGAGGUGGAUUUUUUCCAGGCUCAGCACCAGAUCUGAGGCAGACUGCUCUUCCUCACACCAAAGCAUGAGCCUAGUGUGGAAAAGGGGCCUUAAAGUGACACCAUGCACCACUGUUUGCCUAUUGCAUCUAGUUGUUAUCUGAAACAACUGCAAGCAGCUCAUGAAUUUCUGUCCUCAGAGGAAAUUUGUUGGGUAGGCUGAAAUAAAACUAUUCAUCCAAAAUUGAUUUACAGGCUUUGAGACAGAGCAAACAGGGGCUUCUGUACCCACUGUGUCAUGUAAUUUGUUUAUUUACCUAUGUAAUUUUUAAAAAUUUCUAUUUAUACAGCCUGUUCAGGAUGGCAUUAUCAGUGAACAGCAACUUAAGUCUCUAUAAAAACAGCACAUUGAACAAGUCAUAAAAAGAACACAUGAAAAUGUAUGAGGAAGCAAGACUAGAGAGCACUAUACCCAGAGGUACUUUGGGCAAGGGGAGUGUCAGUUCUGCUUGUGCAAGGCAAUCGACACAUUUCUCUGAUUUCCUCACCCUGUUGCAAUAUUCAUAGCCUGUGCCAAACCAUGCCAAAGGGUCUUUCCAUAUUCUGCUGUGUUGUGUGUGCCUGUGCACGGGGGCUACAGUGGGAGGGAGGGAGAGAAGAUGUAGGACUAGAGGGAGAUGCUGGGGUCAUGGCUAAGGAAGCUAGAGGGACUUGCCUUGUGCUUAGCUUAUUGGUUGUAGCUCAGCAUUGAUGUGAGGCUUGUGGUCUGCCAUUGAGCUACAGGUAGUCCUUGCUUAAUGACCAUUUGUUUAGUGACAGUCCGAAGUUACAAUGGCCUCAGAAAAAGUGCUUUACCACCUGCACUCACACAACCAUCACAAACCGUCGCACCACCCCCGCGGUCACAUGAUCGCAAUUCCAGCACUUGGCAGCCAGCUCGCAUUUACGACCAGUUGCAGUGUCCUGUGGUCACAUGAUCGCGUUUUUGACCUUUUCAGUUUCUGGCAAAAAAAUGUUCAUUGGGGAAACUGGAUUAGCUUAACGACCAUGGUGAUUUGUUCAAUGACCUGUGAUUUGCUUAAAAACCCUGGUGAUUCGCUUAAUGUCUGUCAUAAAAAUGGUUGUAAAAUUGGGUCCAGUCACAUGGUGACUCACUUAACAACCACACAGCUUAACAACCAAUUUUCUUGUCCCUAUUGUGGUCAUUAAGUGAACGCUGCCCGUAUAAUCUUUUCUGCUGAAUGAAAUCUCACUUAAAAGACCCACAUGGCGCAUGGCAGAGCAUGUUGUGAAUCUGCUUGAAAUGUAGCCCUCUGGAACAAGUGCAGCAGCAUCUGGUUUGGCACUCAGUUUCCAGUUGUGUGUCUGGGUGGGUGCUUGAAGCACUGCUUCCUGUCAGUGAAAUGUCAGGCUAUACUCCAAGCCCUCUCUCAAACCCAGGGCAUUUCGCAGGUGGAGCAUGUGUUUUGUCAUGGGGCUGUAGCCCUGCCUGCCAUUCUGCAGAGCAAAAUGCUUGUCUACCAUAUUGCUUAGCUUAAGCCUAUCCCAGCCCGUUUUAAGGAACACGUCAUAUUGCACGUGUGCCUCUGGCAAAUCUGAAUGGACACUGACCUUUGAGGAGGUAUUAUUUAAAUAUAUGCACCAAGGACAAAGCCGCCCUUUGCCAGGGCUUGUGGAACAGUCAACAGAUGUGGGGGAGAGUCCAGAAUAUGUCAAAGCGGAUGCCAAAUCUUUCAAAGUAACAGAAAGCAGUUUGGGCUUUUACAUUUAAGCGCUCCAGAAAGGCUGAAAGUUGGCCAACUUAUCUUUUAAGCAUAUUUCAUAGCCCCAUGAUCAUGAACCUGUGUUUAUUUUUCAUGGGAAAAGGGCUUGUAGUAGAGCUUUGUAGUAGCUUGAUUCAAAAGGGAAAAAAUUGGCUCCAUUUGGAUGCACAAGGCAGCUGUCUGCAACUCUUUAAACCGAGUGCCUAUUUUUGUAGGAUUGCCCAGCAGCUGCAGAGGUUGGCCAUACGAUACCAGGAAAAGAUGCGGCUGCUUUAGGGAGCUGCAGGCAGGCGCUGCAGCACAAGGGCGCCCGCCAGUGACUGGGCAGCUAUUGCCAUUGAAUCCAAAGUGCUGCAGUCCUAUUGGGGGGUAUUUUAUGUAUCAAUUUGAGGAAUCGGUGCAAGUUACUGAGGCAUCUUUCCCCAAACCAGUUUUUAAGGAAUGCAUCACUAUGUUAUGGUAUAAACCAUUGACAUGUAUACCUUAAAAACUUGAGGUAUUUUUACUUGUUGCAGCCAAAUGGGUAAGAAAUCGCUGAAGACCUUAAGAGAAUCUCCAGGAAAAAGUCUGGGAGUCAGCACCCUCUUCUGCUUCAAUUCCUGUAAUAAACUGCACAAUUUGCAUUUCUUAAUGCCUUUGAGUCAGUUUUGACUCCUGGUGACUACAGAGACAAUUCCACAGGUUUGACAACAUUUUUGGAAGUGGUUUGGAAGGGCUGACCUGGGUCCAGCUGGCUUUGUGCCUAAGGCAGGACUAGAACUCAGUCUCCCAGUUUCUAGUCCAGCGCCUUUAACCACUGCACCAAAUUGGCUCUCCAAUUUGCAUAAGCAGCAUCUGUUCCAUAGGUCACCAAAUAAACAUCUGUCCAUUUUCCCAUGCUGUCUUCUAGAACCAUUUCACUAUUAGCUUUCCCAGGCCCAUAGAAACAAGAACAGACAGAAUUUGAGAAACUUGUGAUUUUAACAGAGAGUUCCUAAAGGUACAUUGCAAGAGUUACAGGCUAUAGCAGCCAGAGGUCUGUGCAUAUCUUGCUCUGUUGUUUUGUAAAUCCAUUCCAAAAGAAAGCAUGGCCCCCUCUGUGAAGAGCAAAGGACCUGGGUAAUGGGCCAGAGUACAACUACAGCAUUCCAAGAUUUUGAGACUUGAACCUGCUUGUCCAUAUUUGAUAAUAAAACAUGUUAAAAAAUAUACCAUG